CUCCCUCGUUACAACACAAGUAAAAACGUCGAGGCAGUGAACUGAUCCAAAAACACCCACUCUGAGACUCCCAGUAUUCGUUACUCUCCAAGAAUGUUCCAUUUCUUCUUUUAGAUCCAAAAAAAACUACCCACUCCCACUACUCCAUCUUCACUCUUCCUUUGACCUUCUUCGUACCACUCUUCGCUCGCUCUUUCGCUCAUUUUCCAGAUUCCGAUGAACCACAACUCCCGGCCGCGCUAUCCGCCGGGGAUCGGCAAUGGUCGCGGUGGAGGUUACGCGCAACAAAACCCUAAUUUUCAAACCAGGCCGCCGUACCACCACCAACAACACCACAAUCAGCCUCAUUAUGUGCCGCGAAACGCACCGCCGCAGAAUCAACAUCAAUACCAACAACAACAGCACCAACAGCAACAACAGCAGCAGCAGCAACAACAACAACAACAACAGCAGCAGUGGAUGAUGAGACGACCUGCUAAUUCUGCUGACGAAAUUGAGAAAUCUGCUCAAACACCUCGUUCUGCUGUGGAUUCUAGUUCCGAAGAUUGGAAGGCAAACCUUAAGCUUCCACCGCCUGAUACUCGUUACAUGACAGAGGAUGUCACUGCUACAAAAGGAAAUGAGUUUGAGGAUUAUUUCUUGAAACGUGAACUACUUAUGGGAAUAUAUGAGAAGGGAUUCGAACGUCCUUCUCCAAUCCAGGAGGAAAGUAUACCAAUUGCUUUGACAGGAAGUGAUAUUCUUGCAAGAGCUAAAAAUGGAACUGGUAAAACAGCCGCAUUUUGCGUCCCUGUGCUGGAAAAAAUUGACCAAGACAACAAUGUAAUUCAAGCUGUUAUACUUGUUCCUACCAGAGAGUUAGCCCUUCAAACAUCACAAGUAUGUAAAGAACUUGGCAAGCAUUUGAACGUCCAGGUCAUGGUAACGACAGGAGGGACUAGUUUGAAGGACGAUAUAAUGCGUCUGUACCAACCAGUGCAUUUGCUAGUCGGAACACCAGGAAGAAUACUAGAUCUUGCAAAAAGGGGUAUAUGUGUUCUGAAGGACUGCUCCAUGCUUGUUAUGGACGAGGCUGACAAACUUUUGUCCCCCGAAUUCCAACCUUCUUUGGAGCAGUUGAUUAGUUUUCUUCCUGGAAACAGGCAGAUAUUGAUGUUUUCAGCUACUUUUCCUGUAACUGUCAAAGAUUUCAAAGAUAGAUAUUUGCAAAAGCCUUACGUCAUCAACCUUAUGGAUGAGCUUACUCUCAAAGGUAUUACCCAGUUUUAUGCUUUUGUUGAAGAAAGACAGAAGCUCCAUUGCCUGAACACGCUUUUCUCAAAGCUGCAAAUAAACCAAUCCAUUAUUUUUUGCAAUUCUGUGAAUCGAGUGGAAUUGUUGGCCAAGAAAAUUACAGAGCUUGGUUAUUCUUGCUUUUACAUCCAUGCGAAGAUGCUCCAGGACCAUCGAAACAGAGUAUUUCAUGAUUUCCGCAAUGGUGCCUGCAGGAAUCUUGUUUGCACAGAUUUGUUUACAAGGGGUAUAGACAUUCAAGCAGUAAAUGUUGUAAUCAAUUUUGAUUUCCCAAAAAACUCGGAAACCUAUCUGCACAGAGUUGGUCGUUCUGGAAGAUAUGGGCACCUUGGAUUGGCUGUUAACCUAAUCACAUUUGAGGAUCGCUUUAACUUGUACAAGAUUGAGCAAGAGCUCGGGACUGAAAUUAAGCAAAUUCCUCCGCACAUAGAUCAGGGUAUCUACUGCCGGUAACAAAGUCUUUUAUGGAUCAAUGCAAAGGUUGUAGAAGAAGCUAGCAACACUUUUUUACAAGAGGCAGCUGAAGACCUAUGCUGAUUUGUGAGAUGAUUUUAAGGGGCCGUCGGUUAGACUCCCCCAAAUUGAUGAAGCCCAACUGCUUGAAGACUCAUGUUUGACGUUCACAUAUCCUAGCAGUGAAAAAGGUUUCUGUAACUUGCUGUUUUCAUAUUCUUUACUCGCAUUUAACUGUAGUUGUCAAUUCGCCCACCCUCCCUCCCUCCCCUCCCUCCCUCCCUCCCUCCCCUACCCCCCACCCCCCUCCCCCACAAAAAGAAAAACAAAAAAAAAACAAAAAAAAGGAAAAAAAACAAAAAAAAAUGUAGGCAUGUAACUCUCAUAUAAGCUAAUAGCAUUUAAUCUUAGGUACAUGUAGAGGAUGCUUGGAGCUUGAAUUUCUUUGGGUUUUUUUUCUCUCUCAAUCUUUUAGAGUUUAGAGUUUUAGACUAUGUAUUCAUCGUGUUGUUGCAUAUUAACUAUAAGGAAGUGGAGUUUUAAUGCAAUAGAUGUUUAUUUCCAGCACUUUGGUGCUUCAA
Molecule: messenger RNA, 2327 nt
Organism: Spinacia oleracea (spinach)
Lineage: Eukaryota; Viridiplantae; Streptophyta; Magnoliopsida; Caryophyllales; Amaranthaceae
Product: DEAD-box ATP-dependent RNA helicase 8-like
Exons: 10
Coding region: 217-1746 (509 amino acids)
Molecular function (GO): RNA helicase activity; ATP binding; nucleic acid binding
Source: RefSeq, a predicted model, not a curated record